Messenger RNA from Lotus japonicus, 6523 nucleotides. RefSeq names its product protein NETWORKED 1D-like. The transcript is spliced from 5 exons. Gene Ontology annotation, cellular component: plasma membrane. Bases 490 to 6300 code for a protein of 1936 amino acids. The record is from RefSeq and is a predicted model, not a curated record. NCBI's taxonomy places the organism in Eukaryota, Viridiplantae, Streptophyta, Magnoliopsida, Fabales, Fabaceae. Gene Ontology annotation, molecular function: actin filament binding.
CCAUUCACCACCAACCCACACAGAGAAAACUAAAAGGCAAAGAAAUCACACACACAACAUAAACAUAAACACAGACAGACACCAUUGUGUACUGUGUUUCUGCGUCAAGCACGGAGAUCUAACCAACAUGGGUUGAUACACAACAAAACUUGCAAUUUUACAAAUAUAAAAUGAAAAAAAUGAAAAAAUCAGCUGAAUUUGUUCAUCGCCGCCGUUGAAAUCAAAACCCAAUUGGUCAAAGUCUUGAUCUUUACUUUCAUUUUUGGUAGUUUGUACUCAUUCCAGCAUAUCAGAUAUUUGUUCAUUCAGUUUUGGAUUUUGAGGUCCAACUCAUCAGUGAAUACACAAGAGCAGAAACGGCUUUGACUUGGUUGACUUUGUAGUCAAACACAUUUGUGUGGAGGUUUUGCUUCUUCCAAUCUUUCUGGGAUUAAGGUCCUACAACAUCAUAAUUCAGAACAUAAAGUGCUGGUGUCUUUAGCGGGAGUGAUGGCGAGUCUUCCUCAUUCAGGUUCUAGGAGAAUGUAUUCAUGGUGGUGGGACAGCCACAUAAGCCCUAAGAACUCAAAAUGGCUCCAAGAAAAUCUGACAGAUAUGGAUGUCAAGGUGAAGCAAAUGAUUAAGCUUAUUGAAGAAGAUGCAGAUUCCUUUGCCAGGAGAGCAGAAAUGUAUUACAAAAAACGCCCAGAGCUUAUGAAAAUGGUUGAAGAGUUCUACCGGGCAUACCGAGCAUUGGCUGAGAGAUAUGAUCAUGCAACUGGAGUGAUCCGCCAUGCCCAUCGGACAAUGUCUGAAGCAUUUCCUAAUCAACUCCCUAUGAUGCUGACAGAUGAUAUGCCUGCAGCCGAGCCAAGUACUCCAGAUUCGCGCCACCCUUCACGUGCAUUUCUUGACCCAGAUGAAUCGCAAAAGGAUGCUGUCAAAAAAAAUGGAGAUUUAAGUGAAGAAUCUAAUUCUGCUUUGAACAAAACUGGCUUAAGACAGCUCAAUGAUCUCCUCAUCCCUGGAGAACAUGCAAAGUUUGCAGAAGGGCAUGCUAGAAGGGGGCUCAAUUUUAUCGAGACACAGGAGGAGAGCUGUGAGCUAAACAAUCUCAGCCAUGGCAAUAGGGCUCAAGUCUUGUCUGAGUCUGAACGCGUGACAAAAGCGGAGGCAGAAAUUUCGGCCUUAAAGAAAGCCCUCGCCAAGUUAGAAAGUGAAAAGGAAGCUGGCUUGCUUCAGUAUCAGCAGAGUCUGGAGAGAUUGUCUAAUCUUGAGUCAGAAGUGUCCAGUGCACAAGAGAAUUCUCAAAGACUUGAUGAACGAGCAAGUAAAGCGGAAGCUGAAGUUCAAACCUUAAAGGAAUCCCUGAACAAAUUCGAGGCUGAAAGGGAGGCUAGUCUUCUUCAGUACGAGGGAUGCUUAGAGAAAAUAUCUAAUCUGGAGAAAAAUAUUUCUUCUUCUCAGAAGGACACAGGAGAACUUAAUGAACGAGCUAGUAGAGCUGAAACUGAAGCCGAGUCCUUAAAGCAGGAUCUUGCUAGGGCAGAAGCUGAGAAGGAAGAUGCCCUUGUAAAAUAUAAACAGUGCUUGGAGACAUUAUCAAAACUGGAGGAGAGAUUAAAAGAAGCUGAGGAGAAUUCUAGAAGGAUUAAUGAGCAAGCUAAGAUAGCUGAGAAUGAAAUUGAGGCUAUGAAAUUGGAAGUUGCUAAACUUAAUGAAGAGAAGGAAGAUGCUGCUCUCCGCUAUGAGCAAUCGUUAGAGAUCAUUUCCAGUUUGGAGCAUAAACUCUCUUGUGCUGAAGAGGAGGUGCGCAGGCUUAAUUCCAAGAUAGAUGAUGAGGUUGAAAAGUUACAUAGUUCUGAACAGAAGUGUCUUGUUUUGGAAACAUCAAAUCACACCCUGCAAUCUGAAUUACAAUCUUUGGCACAAAGGAUAGGGUUUCAAACUGAAGAACUUAAUGAGAAGCAGAAGGAAUUGGGUAGACUUUGGAGUUGUAUACAAGAGGAGAGAUCACGUUUCAUUGAGGCUGAAACUGCUUUCCAAACACUUCAGCAAUUGCAUUCUCAAUCUCAGGCUGACCUUAGAUCUCUCGCUGCUGAUCUUCACGGUAAAGAGGAAAUACUGGGGAGUGUGGAAUCACAUAAGAAGGCUUUAGAGGAUGAAGUAUGCAGGGUCCAUGAAGAAAACAAAAUUUUGAAUGAGCUCAAAAUUUCUUCAUCUUUGUCUAUAGAAAAUUUGCAGGAUGAGAUAUCGAAUUUGAAGAAGACAAUUGAGAAACUUGAACAGGAGGUUGAGCUGCGACUAGAUGAAAGAAACGCUCUUCAGCAAGAAAUUUACUGUCUUAAAGAGGAGCUAAAUGAUCUCAAUAAAAAACAUGAAGCUGUGAUGGGGGAGGUCAUGUCAACUGACUUAGACCCUCAGUGCUUUGGCUCAUCUGUAAAAAAAUUGCAAGACGAGAACUCGAACCUGAGGGAGACGUGUGAGGCUGAAAAAGAUGAGAAAGAAGCUCUUCUGGUAAAACUGGAAGCCAUGGGGAAACUUUUGGAGAAAAAUACUGUUUUGGAGAAUUCCCUUUCAGACAUGAAUGCUGAACUGGACAGUGUAAGAGGAAAGGUGAAUGUCUUGGAAGAAACAUGUCAAUCCUUGCUUGUGGAGAAAUCAACUCUUGCUGCUGAGAAAGCCUCCUUGUUUUCUCAGUUACAAGACACAACUGAAAAUCUGGAGAAGCUCUCAGAAAAGAACAAGCUUCUCGAAAAUUCACUAUUUGAUGUGAAUGCUGAGCUUGAAGGAUUAAGGGCAAAGUCCAAGACCUUAGAAGAACAAUGCCAGUUACUUGACCAUGAUAAGUCCUGCAUCUUUUCAGAGAAAGAAACCUUAGUUUCACAGUUGAACUCCACUCAUCAAAUGCUGACAAGUCUCGAGAAACAACACAGUGAAUUGGAACUACAGCAUUUGGAACUAAAAGGAGAAAGGGAGUCGUCUCUUAAAAAGGUAGAAGAGCUACUGGUUUCCUUAUAUUCCCAAAGGGAAGAGCAUUGCAGGGUUUUGAAAUUGAAUGAAGAUGAACUGGCAAAGAAAGGAUCAGAAAUUUGUAUUCUACAAGAAGAAGCAAAUUGCCAGAGAAUAGAAUACGAGGAGGAACUAGACCGAGCUAUGCAUGCUCAAAUUGAAAUUUUCAUCCUGCAGAAGUGUAUCCAUGAUUUGGAGAAAAAGAACUUUUCUCUUCUAGUUGAGUGUCAGAGACUUUUGGAGGCAUCCAAAAUGUCCGACAGAAUGAUAUCGAAACUGGAGACUGGAAAUCUUCAAAAGCAGGUUGAUGUGAAUUCUUUGUCUGAGAAAAUUAGAAUACUAAAGAUUGGUCUGCUUCAGGUGCUGAAGACUAUUGACAUUGACGGUGAGCAUUUCUUUGAAGAUAUGCUUGACGAAGACCAGAUUCUUCUGAAUCGUAUACAAGGAAAACUCCAGGAGAGACAGAAGUCUUUUGACAAAAUUUUCAACGAAAGCCAGCAUAUGGCCAUUGAGAAUUCAGUUCUGAUCACAUACCUUGGGCAGUUGAAACUAAAGGUGGAGAAUCUUGUGACAGAAAAAGGUGCCCUUGAUGAGGAGUUCAGGAUACAGUCUAUGCAAUUCUUGGCAUUGCAAGUAGAGGUCCAAAAGAUAUUGGAGAAGAAUCAGGAGUUGGAGUUGACAGUAAGAAAAGGAGAAGAGAGAGCAGAAGUAAUGACGAUUGAAAUAGACAAUCUACGCGAACAGCUAUCUGACAUGGAAAAGAGUCACAACAACUUACAGGAAGAAAGGAGCAUUGUGCUUGAUGAGAAGAAGUCCUUGAUGAGUAGAUUUCUAGAUCUGGGUGAAGAGAAGAAUAGCUUGGAAAAAGAAAUUUGUGCUGUGAUCCACGAGACAAUAGCUCAAUCUAAUAUUUCUCUGAUUUACCAGAAUAUUAUCUUUGAAAAACUCCUGGAACUUAAAGAGCGAGGUGAAGAUCUUGGUAAACUUUGUUCAGUAAAUAAUAACCUUGAGGAGAGAUUAAAGACAAUGGUGCGCAACUUGGAAAAUUCAGAGAGGGAAAAUUCACAUCUUAAAGAGUCAUAUAUAAAGUCGCAUGUUGAAUUAAAUUUAGUCAAAUCUGUCAAUGAUCUGUUGAGCUGUGAGGUUAGGAAUGAAAGGGAAAUGUUGUGUCAGAAGAAAAAUGAGCUUAUGGAAGCAGCUGAGAUGUUUCAUACUUUACACACUGACAAAACAGAAUUGCAAAGGAUUGUGGAAGAUAUGAAGAUAAAGUAUGAUGAGGCCAUGGUCAUACUUGAUGAACAGGCUAAUCAAAUUUUCAAAUUGUCCUCAGACAAGGAUCGUCAAAAUGAGGAGCUUGGAUGCCUUUCUGAAGUGAAUAAGAAGUUGGAAGCUGAAAUGAAGCACCUACAUCAAGAACUUGGAGAAACUAAACUGAGGGAAAUAAAUCUAAGCGAUGAAGUGCAUAAGGGAAUGAGUGAGAUUGAACAAUGGGAAACUCAGGCUUCAGAACUCUAUGCCGAACUGCAAAUUUCUGCUGUCAACGAAACAUUAUUUGAGGGGAAGGUCUGUGAGCUAGCUGAUGCAUGUGAGAAUCUUGAACGCAACAACUACUCCAAAGACAUGGAAAGUGAACAGCUGAAAGACAGGGUUAGGAAUGAAAGGGAAAUGUUGUGUCAGAAGAAAAAUGAGCUUUUGGAAGCAGCUGAGAUGUUUCGUACUUUACACACUGAGAAAACAGAAUUGCAAAGGAUUGUGGAAGAUCUGAAGAUAAAGUAUGAUGAGGCCAUGGGCAUACAUGAGGAACAGGCUAAUCAAAUUUUCAAAUUGUCCUCAGACAAGGAUCGUCAAAAUGAGGAGCUUGGAUGCCUUUCUGAAGUGAAUAAGAAGUUGGAAGCUGAAAUGAAGCACCUACAUCAAGAACUUGGAGAAACUAAACUGAGGGAAAAGAAUCUAAGCGAUGAAGUGGAUAAGGUAAUGAGUGAGAUUGAACAAUGGGAAACUCAGGCUUCAGCACUCUAUGCCGAACUGCAAAUUUCUGCUGUCAACGAAACAUUAUUUGAGCGAAAGGUCUGUGAGCUAGCUGAUGCUUGUGAGAAUCUUGAACGCAACAACUACUCCAAAGACAUGGAAAGUGAACAGCUGAAAGACAGAGUUAGCAAAUUGGAAGAUCAAAAUGGAAGACUGUGUGAUCAAUUAGCUGCUUAUUUCCCCGCUGUAAGUGCCUUGAAUGAUUGUAUAACAUCUCUGGAAAUGCAGACUGUCGAACAUGCAAAACCUCGUGACUGUGAAGAACCAAAGGUUGAAAUUUUGGUGAAUGAUGAAUACACUGAGAAUGGUAAACAAACAGGGGAUGAUCAGACUGUUAAGGCACGGGAUGCAGUCCCUGACUUCCAAGACAUGCAGAGAAGGAUCAAUGCAAUUGCAGUGUCAGUUAAGCAGUUAAAUGCAAGUUUCAAAUCGAAGGAUGAGAUGAGAGAGAUUCAAGAGUCAAACAAGAUGGGGAAAUCAAGGUUGGAUGUUCCUGUAUCAGAGAUUGAAGAGCUGCCAAAAGAUAUCAUGCUUGAUCAAAUAUCUGAAUGUUCAUCAUAUAGGAGAGAAACUCUUGAUUCUGAUGAUCAGAAGAUGCUGGAGUUGUGGGAAACACCUCACAAAGAUGGCAGUGUUGACCUGCAAGUUACACAAAAGAUGGCAACCAAGGAACCUAGAAGUAAACAUCCUUCAGCAGAGUCCUUAGUGGAAAAGGAGUUGAGUGUGGACAAAUUAGAGAUCUCAAGAAGAUUGACGCAGCCACGCGAAGAAGGCAACAAGAGCAAGAUUUUCAAGAGACUCGAUUCUGAUGCACAGAAGUUAACAAAUCUUCAAAUAACGAUUCAGGAUUUGAUGAAGAAGGUGGAGUUUUCUGAGAAGAGCACAAAAGGAAAAGGCGUCGAGUAUGAUACGGUGAAAGGGCAGCUUGAAGCUGCUCAGGAGACAACCACAAAGCUGUUCGACGCGAACCGCGAGCUGAUGAAGAAUGUAGAAGAGGGUGCAUUGUCUUCUGAUGAGAAUGGAAGUAUCAGCAGAAGGAGAGCUUCGGAACAGGCGCGGACCGGAGCAGAAAAAAUAGGUCAACUUCAGUUGGAGGUGCAAAGGCUGCAGUUUCUGCUUCUGAAGCUGGAUGAUGGAAAAGCAAGCAAGGAGAAAACUAGAGUGAGUGAUCGAAGUCCAAGAGUACUUUUGAGGGAUUAUCUCUAUGGGAGAACUAACAACCAAAAGAAGAAAAGAGCAUCUUUUUGUGCAUGCGUCAAACCUCCCACCAAGGGAGAUUGAUUGUUACCAUAGUUUAAAGUAAAAGAGACAGUGAUUCAUUAGCUUUCUUGUUUGUAAAUUUUCCUUGUUAUAUAGAUGCUUCAAGACCAUACAUGUUUUGAUCCUGCUGUACAUGCUAUGCCUCAUGUACUCGCAAGAAGAGGCUAGGAUAGUAGGAUGGAAAUUCGCCAUUUUUUUUAUUUGAUAUGAAUAAUACCUUCUUUUAUCAUGCUGGUUUAGAUGA